AUGCUCCAUCCAGCCAGAGCCCCCCGGCAGCUGGUCCUCCUGCUGCUGCUGCUGCACCAGAGCAGCUCCGCUGUUCACAACAACGCCACAGAGUCCGUGAGCCUGCAGCCCGCGCUGGACACUCAGGACCAGCCAGCUGAAGAGGACAUCAAUCAGGCCAGGAAUGGGGGGAGACGGCCGGUUGAGGCUGCGCGUCACGGUCCAGAUCAGAGUCAGGUGGGCUGCAGGGAGCUGAGGUCCACCAAAUACAUCUCUGAUGGUCAGUGCACCAGUGUCAACCCCAUCAAGGAGCUGGUGUGUGCAGGAGAGUGUCUGCCAGCCCACCUGCUCCCCAACUGGAUCGGGAGUAGUGGUUACUCUGGGAGAUACUGGAGCCGGCGCGAUGCUCAGGAGUGGCGGUGUGUCAUCGACCGGACCAGGACCCAACGGAUCCGGCUUCAGUGUCGUGAUGGCAGCUCCAGGACCUACAAAAUAACAGUGGUGACGUCCUGCACGUGCAAACGUUACACCAGACAGCAGAAUGAUUCAGGACAUACUAAAACAUCUGCUCAGAAUGCCAAACCACGGAAACAUCUGGAGAAGACUGGACUCCCAGAGUUCUCAACCGGGAGACAGUCAGACAACUAG
This is a messenger RNA of Menidia menidia (Atlantic silverside), 627 nucleotides long. NCBI's taxonomy places the organism in Eukaryota, Metazoa, Chordata, Actinopteri, Atheriniformes, Atherinopsidae. The record is from the annotation of a GenBank genome assembly.